This is a messenger RNA of Gopherus evgoodei (Goodes thornscrub tortoise), 1100 nucleotides long. Its product is annotated as actin-like protein 6B. The annotation marks the transcript as partial. Gene Ontology annotation, molecular function: chromatin binding; hormone activity. Gene Ontology annotation, biological process: nervous system development; regulation of transcription by RNA polymerase II. Gene Ontology annotation, cellular component: SWI/SNF complex; NuA4 histone acetyltransferase complex; extracellular region. The transcript has 10 exons. NCBI's taxonomy places the organism in Eukaryota, Metazoa, Chordata, Testudines, Testudinidae. The record is from RefSeq and is a predicted model, not a curated record.
UGGAACACCCGGCCAAGCGGGAGAAGCUGACCGAGCUGAUGUUCGAGCAUUACGCCAUUCCGGCCUUCUUCCUCUGCAAGACCGCCGUCCUCACCGCGUAUCCGGGGGGCGAGUGGGGGGCUGGCGGCGGGAUCCGGGGGCUGGAGGACAGGCGAGGACCUUUGCCACGGCCGCAGCACGGGGCUGGUGCUCGACAGCGGGGCCCCCACACCACGGCCAUCCCCGUGCACGACGGCUACAUCCUGCAGCAAGGGAUCGUGAAGUCGCCGCUGGCCGGGGAUUUCAUCUCCAUGCAGUGCCGGGAGCUCUUCCAGGAGAUGAACAUCGAGAUCGUGCCCCCCUACAUGAUCGCUGCCAAGGACCCCGUGCGUGAGGGGGCCCCCCCCAACUGGAAGAAGAAGGAGAAGCUGCCCCAGGUCUCCAAAUCCUGGCACAACUACACCUGCAAUGAGGUGAUCCAGGAUUUCCAGGCCUCGGUGCUACAGGUCUCCGACUCGCCGUAUGACGAGCAGGUGGCCGCCCAGAUGCCCACCGUGCACUACGAGAUGCCCAACGGCUACAACACGGACUAUGGGGCUGAGCGGCUGCGCAUCCCCGAGGGGCUGUUCGACCCCUCCAACGUCAAGGGCCUUUCCGGGAACACCAUGCUGGGCGUCGGCCACGUGGUGACCACCAGCAUCGGCAUGUGUGAUAUCGACAUCAGGCCGGGUCUCUACGGCAGCGUCAUUGUGACCGGGGGCAACACCCUGCUCCAGGGCUUCACCGACCGGCUGAACCGGGAGCUGUCGCAGAAAACACCGCCCCUCGCCUCGCCGGCCUCCCUCCGGCACCCCAAGACUCUGGCUGACUUGCUGGGCGCUGCCCCAGUCUCCGCCGAUGUUCCUGCGCCCCCCAGGCCCCGCGGCCCCCUGGCGGGAAGCCGCACCCAGCGCGACAGCCCCGAGCCCCCCUCCCUGGACCCGGCCUGGGCCCGUUUCUUUGCUGACUUCAUGAGCUGGCAGAGGAAGUUCUGGGGCCGGACCAGGAAGGCGCCGACACUGCAGGGCUGUUUCGGGAUGAAGCUGGACCGAAUCGGGACCCGCAGUGGGCUGGGCUGCUAG